Verticillium alfalfae VaMs.102 is the source of this 618-nucleotide messenger RNA. Its product is annotated as endo alpha-1,4 polygalactosaminidase. The transcript is spliced from 2 exons. The record is from RefSeq and is a predicted model, not a curated record. Lineage: Eukaryota; Fungi; Ascomycota; Sordariomycetes; Glomerellales; Plectosphaerellaceae. The coding region runs from base 1 to 618 and encodes 205 amino acids.
AUGCCGCCCUCUGCAGACGUUGCCUCUGCCGACUCGCUCCACGCCGAGCCCAAGGCCGCCACCGCCAAGCCGCGAUGGCCGCUAUGGAAGAAGCUCGCGCUCGUGGGUGUCGUCCUAGUCGUCGCCAUUGCUCUCGCCGUCGGUCUUGGUGUAGGCCUGAGCAACCGAGGCGGCGGCGAUGAUGAUGAGAACAACAACGACAACGGCAACAACAAUGGCGGCGGUGGUGGUGAGGCGGCACCGGCGUUGCAACUCGACCAGCCGCGAUUCCUCUCCGAGACGGCCCUGCAGUACAACAUGUCGACGGGCCUGAAGAACGCCGGCAGCAUCAUCCCCGACGUUCUCGAGGACGUCCACUUCUCGGUCAACGAGCAGUGCGUGCAGUUCUCCGAGUGCGAGACGUUUGCGCCCUUCAUCAAGGACAACAAGCCCGUCUUCCACAUUGAGUACCCCAAGGACGCGCCCAGCGUGUCGUCGACGGCCUCGAAGAGGGUGUGCACGCCCACGGGCGAGGCGGCCGGCACCGACGGCUUCAGCACCGUCAUCAAGAAGAUGAACCUCGACGGGUGGGUCGAGUUUUGCGACGGCGAGAAGUUCAACACGACCUUGGACGUCUGA